Molecule: messenger RNA, 946 nt
Organism: Thecamonas trahens ATCC 50062
Lineage: Eukaryota; Apusomonadida; Apusomonadidae
Product: vacuolar protein sorting-associated protein 28
Exons: 2
Coding region: 79-879 (266 amino acids)
Biological process (GO): protein transport to vacuole involved in ubiquitin-dependent protein catabolic process via the multivesicular body sorting pathway
Cellular component (GO): ESCRT I complex
Molecular function (GO): protein-containing complex binding
Source: RefSeq, a predicted model, not a curated record
ACUCCACCCACUCCACACACUCCACCCCAAUUCCCUCUCCCUUCUACCCUCACCCCCCCACACCCUCACCCUCCACAUAUGGCGUUCUCCGGAGGCCAGCAGUACGGAUACGGAUCCGGAGGCAACCCGCUGAUGCGCCCGCCACCACCAGGGCUUGGCUCUAACAUGGCCUAUGGUCGCCCCCAGCGACCAGCGCAGGCACCGGCCCAGGCGCCGCAUGUGGCAGGUGCAAGCAAUGGGCUGGCAGAGUCCGAGGAGGUCGAGGAGGUCAAGCUGUGGGCGACGUCGCGCGAGCGCGAAAAGGUUGAGAACAUGGCUGAUCUAUACGCCAUCAUCCUCACGGUCGAGCUGCUGGAGAAGGCGUACAUUCGUGAUUCGAUCUCGGCCGACGAGUACACACCGGCGUGCUCCAAGCUCAUUGCCCAGUUCAAGGCAGCCCAGAACCUGCUCUCGUCGGUAGUCCCAGACAUCCAGGUCUUUAUGGCAGAGUACCGCAUGGAAUGCCCGGCGGCGGUCAAUCGGCUCCUCACUAUCGGCGUGCCGGCGACGGUCGAGCAUGGCGCGUUGACGUCGGACGACUCGUCCAAGCAUGCGCAGCAUGUCGCCGAGGCCGUCCACCACUUUAUCUCGGCUCUCGACGCCCUCAAGAUCGGCCUCUCGGCCGUCGACGAGAUCCACCCGGUCCUCAAAGACCUACUCACCUCGCUCAAUGCCGUCGCCUCGCUCCCGCCCGACUACGACGGCAAGGCCACCGUCAAGCAGUGGCUCACGCAACUCAACCAGAUGCAGGCCUCGGACAACUUGUCCGAGACCGAGACCCGCCAGCUGCUCUUCGAUCUCGAGACCGCCUACAACGGCUUCCACACUGCGCUCAAGUAGUUUACAGCCCGAGGCGUCACGCCAGCCCGACCGAGAGCAGCCGAGUCUUAAAGUAGUGCUCGAGCGC